Xenopus laevis (African clawed frog) is the source of this 2405-nucleotide messenger RNA. RefSeq names its product angel homolog 2 L homeolog (gene angel2.L). Gene Ontology annotation, biological process: 3'-UTR-mediated mRNA stabilization. Gene Ontology annotation, molecular function: mRNA 3'-UTR binding; catalytic activity; 3'-5'-RNA exonuclease activity. Lineage: Eukaryota; Metazoa; Chordata; Amphibia; Anura; Pipidae. The record is from RefSeq and is marked provisional.
GCAUUUCUACCUGCUUGAACUUGUUAAUCCACUUUUGGAAUCUUUUGCUUUAAAUUAACAAAAAGUGGCCCUGGUUGUACAGUGUGUCCAUUCAGUAUGAGCCUAGUGCAUGGCCACUUUUAAACAUUGUUCUCCCCUGAGGUAUAGGACCAUAAGUAGCUUUGUUUUUCAUCUAUUGCUCCAGUUCAGGGGCAGUAGAUGUGGAGAUCUGUACAUGGGAACAGAGGUGGCACAUUACACUUAAUUGGAAUAGCCCAUCUCAGUGAAGCUUGAGCCACUUUAUUAUAUUUCACUUUGUCUUACAGUAGCCACUAGCCAGAUGCCCUCUCUUGCACGUGAUGUUAGGAGAAGAUGGGAAGACUUCAAUCCAUAUUAUUCAGAAUUAUCCAGGUGGAAUCGUAAGUUCAGAAGAGAACCAGAGAACUUUGACUUUUCUGUCCUUUCCUACAAUAUCCUUUCCCAGGACCUCCUGGAGGACAACUCCCAUCUGUACGGCCACUGUAGGAGGCCACUCUUGUCCUGGAGCUUCAGGCUGCCCAAUAUUCUCAAAGAGCUGGAGGAUAUGAAUGCAGAUAUACUUUGUUUACAAGAGGUUCAAGAAAAUCACUACCAAACUCAGAUCAAGCCCAGUUUGGAAAGUCUUGGGUACCACUGUGAGUACAAGACUCGCACUGGAAAUAAGCCAGACGGCUGUGCCAUUUGCUUCAAGUCCAAUAAGUUCUCCUUGGUGUCCGCGACCCCCGUGGAAUAUUAUAGGCCCAAUAUGGCGCUGCUGAACCGAGACAACAUCGGACUUGUGCUUUUGCUUCAACCAAAAUUUCAAAGAGCAGCACCUGUAAUCUGCGUGGCCAACACCCACUUGUUGUAUAACCCAAAGCGCGGGGACAUUAAACUGACACAGCUGGCCAUACUCCUUGCUGAGAUUGCUCGUGUGGCAUUUACUAAGGACACAGGCUUUUGCCCAAUUGUUCUCUGCGGGGACUUGAACUCUGUGCCUGGGUCACCUCUGCACAGCUUUAUCAGGGAAGGAAAGCUUAAUUAUAAGGGCCUGACCAUUGGAAAGGUAAUGCUUUAUAAUACACAAAAGCCGUGAAUAUCUUGUAAAUUAUAUCCUUAUAAACGGUGAGUAGUGAUGUCAUCAGUUAUAAACGGUGAGUAGUGAUGUAAUUUCUGUCACAUGACUCACUAAAAUUUGUGUAUUAUAAUUAAUAAAGUACCCCCAGUUGUAAAAUAUGAGGAUAUUAUAAGUUACCUCGGAGUUCCAUGACCUGUAUAAAAACACUCGGCCUUCGGCCUCGUGUUUUUAUAUGGUCAUGAAACUCCUCGGUAACUUAUAAUAUCCUUAUAUUUUACAAGAGGGGGUACUUUAUUCACUAUAUCUGCUUGUCCUACACUUACAUAUAGAAUGGAAAGUGUCUGUGACACUCACAUGCUCAGUGGGCUCUGAUUGGCUGUUGAGAAGCUAAGCUUAGGGCUCGUCACUAAUUAUCCAGCAGAAAAUGAGCUUCCCUGGCUGUAAUAUAAGCUGAUGCUACAGGUUUGCUGAUUAUUAAAUUCUGAUGCUAAUUGCACUGGUUUCUGUGCUGCCAUGUAGUAAUUAUCUGUAUUAAUUACUAAUCAGCCUUAUAUUGUGACAUUUCUAUUCUAUGUGUACUGUAUAUUGUGAGUGGCUCCCUAAGCUCAGUAAGUGACAGCAGCACAGAGCAUGUGCAGUGAAUCAGCAGAAAAGAAGAUGGGGAGCUACUGGGGCAUCUUUGGAGACACAGAUUUUUACUGCUAAAGGGCAAUCCUACUUUAUAAUCUAAAGCUUUUAUCUUGUUACAGAUUCAUCCAAUGAAACAUCUGCUGGGAAUUCUGCUCCAAGUACAGAGGUGGAAUCAAGCCUGUUCCAUCACUUCAGCCUCUCCUCAGUGUACAGUCAUUUCUUUCCUGGAUCAGGAGUCCCUGAGGUCACUACCUGCCACUCCAGAUGUGCCCUGACAGUGGAUUACAUUUUUUAUUCAGCAGCAGCGAAUGACCUGUUUGCUCAGCUAGGAACAAAUUAUUCCCAUACUGGUCUCCAGCUCCUGGGGAGACUCUCGCUGCUCACGGAACAAGAUCUUUGGGGCUUUAACGGCCUCCCCAACGAGACCAACUCCUCCGAUCAUCUCUCCUUACUGGCCAAGUUUAGGCUGCAGACUUGACCGUAUUUUAUAUUUGUUCAGCCUCUUUAUUUAAUGCCCCUCCCCCAUUCUCGUUUAGUGCGAGGGAUAUUUUAAUUAAGCACAUGAACAAAAGUCGGCGUUUAUGAGAAAGACACAGGUUGGUUUUUGUGAUAUGCCAUUUUAUAUGUGUCUCUGAAUUUCAUUGCUCUUCUGUGCAAUUUGUAAAUUGUAUUAAUUCCUGUAAAUAUUUUCUAAACAAAA